AUGCCGCCGAUAGAUGACAAUAUCAUCCAUAGCGUCGAUGGAGAAGAUCAACAAAAUGUUAAAUCCUCAAAUAGCCGAAGUGCAAGCAACAUGACACUGGAGUUACCAGAGUGUCUGACAUCCUCCAUGAUGUUUGGCUCGUGUAGGACAAAAAAGUGUUACAGCAGUUCUUUACAUAAAAAAAAACAAACUCAACAACACAUUGUCAAUAGCCUUAAGGCGUGGAAUCUGAAACUGUCCCCUAGUAGCCUCCUACCGGUUCAAGAUACCGUAUCGAAGAAUGAACGAUUGCCAGCAAAGACAGGGCAGCAGCAACAACAGCAACAGGAGGAGCAACAACAGCUACAUAAUUUUCAAAUGCAUCAUCAUCGACAUUAUAAUAAACAGCAACACAACUUGCAUCCGAUGCGAGAUACCGUGACGGUAAUCGACACUUCAUCAAGUAACAGCUCCUCAGCGUCUCUUUCCCUAUCGGUGGUGCCGCCCAACGAUUUUUAUGCGCUGCAGAGCGGACAACCAAAAUCCAGAAGAUAUUUAAGACGCAACUCACUUAGCAGUUACAAUAGUAGCAGUAUCGGCAGCUGUAGUAGCAAUGGCAGCAGUAGCAGUAGCUGCACUAGCAUCAGCAGUAACAGCAGCAGCAACAUCAACAGCAAUACUGCACCCGUUGCACAUAUGCUUACAGCUGCUGGCAGCAACACAGACAAGUGUGAUAUAUUACUUUCCAGAACAAUUUGGGAGCGAUUUUUCUUUGCUCAACAGACCGAAGCGAAAUAUCUUAAAAAGAUGCAGCUCUGGCGUGAACUGUAUAUUUGCAUUAAAAAAGGCUUUCCAAAAUAUAGCCUGUAUUUGGUUGGCAGUACAAUUACUGGAUUCGGAGCUGAUAAUUCUGAUGUAGACAUGUGCCUCGUAUCGAGGAGUAUUCCCAGCGAGUAUGAUACUCGCGUAGAAGCACUUUUUAAUUUAUCGCUGGUAAAAGAGCACUUGAUAAAACAUCUGGCUUCGUCAAAUUUUACCAAUUUUAGUCUGAUCCAAGCAAAAGUGCCUAUCCUACGUUUUGAAGAUACUAAAAAUGGUAUUGUGAUCGAUUUGAACUUUAAUAACUGUGUAGGGAUCAGAAAUACUCACCUAUUGUAUUGUUAUUCACAAAUGGAUUGGCGAGUUCGACCUCUGGUUUUGGCAGUAAAAUUGUGGGCUCAGCAUCACAACAUAAAUGAUGCUAAAAAUAUGACUAUAUCUAGCUAUUCACUGGUGUUGAUGGUAAUCCAUUUCUUACAAUACGGGACCAACCCUCCAGUCCUGCCAUGUCUUCAUGCUUUCUAUCCAGAAAAGUUUAUGAAAGUAGUCGAUUUAAAAAACAUUGAAAUGGUUGAACGCCUUCAACCAUAUCGAACGGAUAACAAACAAAGCUUGGGAGAACUGUUGCUGGAUUUUCUGGAGUACUAUACAAAGUUUAAAUACGAGCGUUUUGCAAUAUCUGUGAGAACAAGUUCGGUUAUACCCAUAGAGGAAUGUCGAUUAAUGAAAAGUUAUAAAAACGAUCCUCAUCACUGGAAACAUUUGUGUAUUGAAGAACCAUUCGAUUUUACUAACACGGCUCGAUCAGUAUUUGAUGGAAGCGUAUUUGAAGAGAUAAAAUCGGUUUUUGCCAUCUCUUGGAGAAUGCUACAAGAAAGUAAAGAUUUCAACUGUUUGUUUUGUGAACCGUUAUUUACACCAGUUACGUCCACACUGUCUCAAAUAUCUUGA
Anopheles nili is the source of this 1749-nucleotide messenger RNA. Its product is annotated as poly(A) RNA polymerase gld-2 homolog A-like. The coding region runs from base 1 to 1749 and encodes 582 amino acids. Lineage: Eukaryota; Metazoa; Arthropoda; Insecta; Diptera; Culicidae. The record is from RefSeq and is a predicted model, not a curated record. The transcript is spliced from 9 exons. Gene Ontology annotation, cellular component: cytosol. Gene Ontology annotation, molecular function: poly(A) RNA polymerase activity.